GCUGAGUUCGGUAACCUCGAUGAUCAUGAGAACCCCAAAAAAUGGCCAAUGCUUCGAAAAUGGAAAGCAAUGCUCGGCAUAUCGUCCUUUGUUCUUAUGAGCCCCCUUUCCUCAACGAUUGUUGGGCCUAGUUUACCGAGUAUUGCUAGGGACUUGUCAAUCACCAGGCCUGCAGAACAAGCAUUAGUGCUUUCUAUAUUUGUGCUUCCUUAUGCCUUUGGGCCUUUGCUUGCAAGCCCUUUAUCGGAAAUCUACGGACGGGUGCCAGUAAUACAAUCGUGGAAUUUCCUAUAUCUUGUCUUCAACACUGCCUGUGGUGCUGCUCGAUCAAAGUCAGCCAUGUUUGCUUUUAGAUUCCUUGCAGGGUUUUUUGGAAGCGCUACACUGGGCAUUGGUGGCGGAACUUUGGGUGACCUGUUUACCGCUGAGGAACGCGGUAAAGCAGUUGCGAUAUACAGUGUUAUCCCCCUACUUUCCCCAAUAUUUGGGCCAAUUCUCGGCGGACUAAUUUCUCAGCACAUAUCAUGGCGUUGGGCUUUCUAUAUAAGCUCAUUGUCAGAUGCAGUUAUUCAGAUUCUGGGUCUCUAUCUCCUCGAGGAGACUUAUGCCCCUGUGCUUCUACGCAAAAAGCAGAGGCGUUCAGUACAGCUGGCCUCUCCGAAUCAACAACUACGCUCUUCAACCAAGGAUAUAUUGAAGGAAUUGCCUAUUCGUCUAAAGGCUAAUCUUGGACGCGCAGUCCUCCUUUUCACAACCCAACCAAUUGUUCAGGCAUUUGCCGUAUAUAAUGCAUUUUUGUAUGGCAUUAUCUAUACACUGUAUACUACGUUCCCAGAUCUAUACACCAACAUAUAUCAUCAGACAGAAGGGAUGGUUGGUUUGCAUUAUAUCGCUAUGGGUAUUGGCAUGGUUAUUGCAGCCGAAGGCUUUACUCUUGUCAAUGACCGGAUAUUCGCAUUCCUUAAGGCGAAAAAUAACGGGGUACCUUUGCCAGAGUUUCGCGUACCAUUUAUGGCACCGGCGACCUUACUAAUAGCUGGAGGUUUAUUUUGGUAUGGCUGGAGCGCCCAGCACAAGCUGCACUGGGUAAUGCCUGAUAUUGGUAGUGGCCUUUUCUGCGCUGGAGCUGUUAUAUGCGGUGUCUCUGCAAAUGCAUACAUGAUUGACACGUAUGGAAAGUUCUCCGCAAGCGCGCUGGCCGCAGUUGGGACACUGAGAAGCCUGACGGCAUUUGGGUUUCCACUCUUUGCUCCAUAUGUGUAUGUUUUCCCUCUACAUGCUGCGAUAUACUUGCUGAUAAAUGCAUAG
Messenger RNA from Trichophyton verrucosum HKI 0517, 1308 nucleotides. Its product is annotated as MFS multidrug transporter, putative. NCBI's taxonomy places the organism in Eukaryota, Fungi, Ascomycota, Eurotiomycetes, Onygenales, Arthrodermataceae. Gene Ontology annotation, molecular function: transmembrane transporter activity. The record is from RefSeq and is a predicted model, not a curated record. The annotation marks the transcript as partial. Gene Ontology annotation, biological process: transmembrane transport. The transcript is spliced from 2 exons.